GUUGGGGAGCUUCGGAAAUUGACGAUAGAAAUGAAGAUUCGAAUAUCACUCAUAGAGAUUACGAUGGUGAUUUCUUACAGAGCAGCGAAAAAGUCGAGAGGAUUGGAUACAAAAUGAGGGUCCUUCCAUUCAUCUGUCUGCUAAUCGGGUGCUGCCUCGCUGCCCCGAGCGACUCCAACGAGCACAAAGCCCCUGAAACCUUUGUCUUCAAUAACUUCAUCAAAGAAGAGAACGUCAUCUACACUGCAAAGCAUGAUAUUGUCAGAAUCUUCGCGCCCAUCAACCAGUUCCCCAAACACGACUUCUGGUCAGACUUCGUUGAUGUUAAAGACAGCAGCGAGGAGGAACCUGAGAAGCCACGUCAACUCUUCAUCGUCGAAGCUGAUAUCGACAACGGUAAAGUAACAGAACAAGGAUUGUACUUCUACAACAACGGUACUGUCACUAAACUCCUCGACAACGGCAGAGACGCUAUCGCGAACAACGAUAACGAAAUCUACUUCGGAGCUAGCGAUGGUAUCUACAAGUACAACCAAGCUGCCAACAAGGCUGAGAAACAUGGCUCCGUCACUGACAACAUUAUUCAACUAGCUUUCUUCAACUUCACAAAUACCAUUUACUACGUAACAGCAAACCAUGAAGUCUUCAAGCUUAACACUGAAGCUACGGCUAGCGAGAAAGUAGCUACACUCAAAGACGUGCAAUCUUUAGUCUUUGGUUACGACAGAAAAGCUUAUUUCUACGACUCCAAGAAGGAUGUGUACGUUUAUGACGAGGAAAACAACGUUGCACCUAAAAAAAUCGAAGGUUUACCUGAAAACAUUGAUAAAAUCUCGCUGUCUUCUCCUUUGUUAGGAAUGGAAGAAGGCGCAAACUUACUUGUUGAUGGUGUUUUAUACUUGAUCAAACCUGAUGGGUCCUCCAGCAUCACUAAAACUAGAGUGACAGGCAAGCCUACUGCCUACGAGCCUAAGCCAACCUGCCAUCAAUUUUAUGCUGAGAACAAGAAACUGUAUGAAAUUGACACCAUGGCUAUGUUGAUGCAACUGGGCGCCGCCGCUGAAGGUCAUCAUCAUCAUUCAUAAGUACCAAAUGAAGAUCCUACAAUUUUCACUCUGCCUCCUAGCAGUCCUAGUGGGUACUAUCACGGCUAGUAUUCAUGAUAUCGUGGUCACAGAAAACUUCUUCAAAGAUGAAUACAUCGUCUACACUAGCCAACACGACAUCGUCAAAAUAUACGUCCCCUUCAAUAAAAACAACUUCAAUGAUGAUGGCCCAGAGUCACUGUUUUUUGUAGAAGCUGAUAUUAAUAACAAUGAAUAUACGUAUAAAGGAUUAUACGUUUUCAAAGACCAUAAAGCCACAAAAGUACUAGACGAAGCUAGAGAUGCUGUAGCUACUAGUGAAAAUGUAGUUUAUUUUGGAGCUAAAGAUGGUAUUUACAAAUAUAACAAGGCUGAUAAUAGUGCUGUAAAACAUGGCACUGUUAAUGACAAUAUUAUUCAACUAGCACACAACAAAGUGACGAAUUCCGUUUAUUAUUUAACUGCAAAUCAUGAAGUGUUCAAACUAAAUAAUGAAGCUACAAGCAGUGUUAAAAUAGAACAAGCAAAAGAUGUACAAGCUUUCGAAUUCGGUUUUGAAGGAAACAUGUAUUACUUUGAUUCUAAAAAUAAUGUUUAUGUAUUUAAUGAUAGAGAUAACUCUGAACCUAAGAAAGUUGUAGGUUUGCCGUCUCAAGGCAAACUCAGGAUGAUUGCACCCUUAAACGGGAUGGAACAAGGUUCAGUUAUACUUGUAGAUAAGACAAUAUAUGUUAUCAAGCCAGAUGCUACUGUUACUAGAGAACUCAGACCGCAAUUCAAAGUCAGUUUGGAUGUAGAAUUAACUGCCUUCGGGCCACAAGCAACUAUGCUACAAUUGUACGGUAAAAACAAGAAACUGUAUGAAUUUAAUAUGUUUACUAUUGUGAAGAAGUAUCCGGAAUAUUUUAAUUGAAAUAGGUUUUAUACGAGUUUGUAAAUCUUUUUGUAAAGCGAUUGCAAUAUCUGUUAUUAUAAUCGGCGAAUAAAACUUAAAUAUUACAGACAUAAAGUGAAA
Messenger RNA from Leguminivora glycinivorella, 2100 nucleotides. RefSeq lists its product as uncharacterized. Bases 114 to 1085 code for a protein of 323 amino acids. Lineage: Eukaryota; Metazoa; Arthropoda; Insecta; Lepidoptera; Tortricidae. The transcript is spliced from 3 exons. The record is from RefSeq and is a predicted model, not a curated record.